GCGAUCGAUGUCUCGCGGGCGUGCGGUUUGCCCAACCGAACGGGCCUCUAACUCGCAGAACAGGUCCAGCUGUAGCUCUGGACGGCAUUCAUCCCCAAAAUGACAUCCGAAGUACUGCAAGAGGAAUUCGAGGUACUCGAGUCCAUAUAUCCCACCGAACUCACAAAACUCUCGGAAAGGGCUGUGCGGAUAGAUGUCGAACCAGACGAUCCCACAGAGGGCGAAGAAGACAUUAAAUUGGCACUCGAAGUCACUUACACGGAUGACUAUCCCGACGCUCUGCCUGAACUGUCUCUAGAGCUUCUUGAGGGUCCAAUAGAGGAAGAUGACAUCGCGAACCUCUUGGCGGAGCUACGAGAUGUGGGCGAAGAGAACCUCGGCAUGGCGAUGACCUUUACUCUCGCUAGUCAUCUCCGCGAAAAGCUAUCCUCUCUUAUACGGAAUCGAGCAGAGCGAAGACGACAGGAGGAGACGGAGACGGAGAGACAAGCCAUCGAGGCGGAAGAGGCUCGAACACGUGGAACACCCGUCACGGUGGACCGCUUCACAGCUUGGAAGGUCGAGUUCGAGAAAGAGCUGGCUGCUAAGAAGGCACGGGAGGAGGAAGAGAGGCUCAAAGCCAUGACACCAAAGGAGAGGGAAGAGUACAAGAGGCUCGCUACUCGCUUGACAGGUCGUCAUCUCUUCGAGCGCGACAGGAGCCUAGCAGUCUCGGACGACAGUAUGAUCGACGAAGGUGCAGUCUCUGUCGAUAUCAGCCAAUAUGACAGAACAGCUAUAGAAGAGGAAGAGGACGAAGAACGAGUGACUUUCAGCGACAGCGAUUGAGUAGUAUAAUAUCCACUGUACCAAGACUACUGACUGGAUGUAGCC
This is a messenger RNA of Rhodofomes roseus, 873 nucleotides long. Its product is annotated as RWD-domain-containing protein. Lineage: Eukaryota; Fungi; Basidiomycota; Agaricomycetes; Polyporales; Fomitopsidaceae. Bases 100 to 828 code for a protein of 242 amino acids. Gene Ontology annotation, molecular function: protein binding. Gene Ontology annotation, biological process: cytoplasmic translation. The transcript is spliced from 7 exons. The record is from RefSeq and is a predicted model, not a curated record.